Cyprinus carpio (common carp) is the source of this 2286-nucleotide messenger RNA. RefSeq names its product butyrophilin-like protein 10. Bases 112 to 1221 code for a protein of 369 amino acids. The record is from RefSeq and is a predicted model, not a curated record. The transcript is spliced from 12 exons. Lineage: Eukaryota; Metazoa; Chordata; Actinopteri; Cypriniformes; Cyprinidae.
CAACACCAGAUUUAAAUUAGUUAAGUUUUAACUAGUACAAUGGGAGGGACUGUGUAAUCUUAAGACAUUUAUGAUAAGAGAAAGUAAAACUAAAACAGGAAUACUCUCCGUAUGAUCUCUUGUAUCAUCUUAUUUAUUCACACUCUUGAAUUAAAGCAUUUGUGUCCUUCAGAGAUGAAGUUUAUUUGUUUGACCCUCUUGAUUAUGUGUGGAAUUACUUAUUCAAGAUCAGAGCAGUAUGAAGUCGUGGGACCUGCAGAUACAGUAUUUGCUGUAGCUGGUGAAGAUGUGAUUCUGCCCUGUUCAGUUAAACCCAACAUAAGUGUUGUGGACAUGAGAGUGGAGUGGUUUAGACCUGAUCUGAAAAACGCACUAGUGUAUCUCUAUGAGGAUCAUGACGACAGAAACGCAGAGCAGACCGAGUCCUACAGAGGGAGAACAAAACUGAACCAUCAAGAACUACAGAGAGGAGAUGCAUCACUUAAACUCUCAUCUGUCCAAGUCUCUGAUGAAGGACGUUAUAAGUGUUUUAUUCAGUCCAAAUCCUGGUAUGACGACGCUACUGUUGAUGUCAGUGUUGAAGCUGUUGGACGUCCUCCAGUGAUCACUGUAGAUGGAUUUGAUGAUUCAGGAGGGCUUCAUCUACAGUGUGAAUCUGAAGGUUGGAACCCUGAACCUGUCCUUGAGUGGCUGGACAGUGAAGGAGCCAGCUUGAGUUCAGAAACUACAGGGACAAACAGAAACACAGAAGGAUUCAGUGUCAAACACUCUAUCACUGUACAUCACAGUGUCGGCAAGAUUCACUGUAGAGUGAAACUGAGAAAUCACAAGCUGGAGACACAGAUUAUCACCUCAAAUAAAAGGUUUAAUCCUUGGAGGACAUCAAUCAUCUUGAUUUCAGCUGUUGUUUUACUCAUUGUGAUUGCUGGAAUGCUGAUAGCAGCAUUUUUAAAAAAAAACAGAAAACUUGAUCAACUAAAUAAUGAGAAAAGGACAAUAAAUCAAGAACACGAUCAACUAGAGAAGGAGAAGGGCAGAAUAGAAGAAGAAUGUGGUAAUCUACAGGAUGAGAUAAGCAGAAUACAACAAGAAUACGAUGAAUGCAAAAGGAGAAUAAAGCAAGAACUUGAUCAACUAGAGAAGGAGAAGAGCGCAAAAAAACAAGAACAUGAUCAACAUUUAAGGUCACACGCGGAUAUCACCAUUAAAAUAAGAAGAUAAAAAAAGACCGGUGUUUUUUACAAUAAGGUGGAGGUGAAGGAGUGAAUUAAGUGCUAUGUAACAUGAAGAGGUGGAACAGUCCUAAAGAUAAAAACUGGACUGUGGGUCUUAUUAAUGGGGUGCACUGGGCUUGUGAUUCUCCAUUUAUCUUUCUUUUUCUGAGUGUGGAGCCUGAGAGGCUGUUUGAGGAUUAUGAAGAGGGUCUGGCCUCCUUUUAUGAUGAGUCCAUGCCUCAUAUCUACUCUUACACUUGUCAGUCUAAGAUUCAAUUUUUGCAUCCUUAGAAAUUAUUAUUAUUAUUAAUUUUUAGAUUUUUUUUUAACUACUAUAAAUAUCUCUGUCUAGAUCACUGUUACUGUUGUUUUAACACUUACUUUUACUACUCUAGAUGUAAUCCAUCAUUUCAAUUUGUCUUUUUUCUGUGCUUGUUAUGUCUCAUUUUAGCACUUCACUGUGCUUAAAGUGGUCAUGAAUUGCAUUUUUUAUUAUUUUAUAAUGUUCUCUGAUGUUCACUUUUAAUGUUAGUUUCAUUUUACAUAAAAAAUAAAUGAAUAAAUGAGUGAAUAAAUAAAUAAAUACAUUUUCUGUCCUGUUUUUGUGCCUCUUUGCAGAUCAGUCUGUUUUUUAGGCGGACGCAUUCAAGAUUCUCAAGUAAAAACCCACUGCUUGGAUGACAGUUUCACUUAUUAAAAUAACAGAUUAAUGCUGCUGUGACAUACCCUGAAAACAACAUGGGUCAUUUGUAUAGGCUAUUUAAAAACAUAUAAAUACUUAAUAUUUAUCAAACGGUCUGGAACAGACAAUGCAAUAGUCGUAAAAACACAUUUGUGUUGUGACAUUACUGUUGGAUCCACUCUGGUCAGACUCAGCACUGCAUCAUCUUUUACUUUCAGUCUCUCCAAAAAGCCUACAUUCUUGUUUAAAAAUGAAUCUGAAAAGUAAAGCAAGGCAAACAAACAAACAAAAAAUGUUUCGCUGUCACGAUCUGGAGCUCUUUCCUAAUUUUACCCCGUUAUACUGGACGCAAGUGGCACAGUGUGACUAGACAACAGACCCCAUAAUAAU